UCAAAAUUUCAUGGACAUCGUAUACCUCAAACAAAGAAGUGCUUCAUCAUCCCUAGGCCACAUACUGAGAAAUAAUAAGUACCAAUAUGCCCAACUUAUAGUGAAAGUAAAAAUUGAGGGAAAGAGAGGCCUAGGAAGGAAAAGACUAUCAUGGCUCAGAAACAUCCGACAAUAGACAGGGCUAAAUUUUGAACAGCUAAUAAGAACAUCUGAAGAUAGAGAAGAGUUUAAAAUUGUAGUAGCCAACAUCCAUUGAGAAGAGGGCACUUUAAGAGGAAAAAGAAGGAAAUCCAAUAAUAAAGUCUAAACGUGUAACAAACAAUGUAAACUUAUCUUUGAUAUGAACAUCGAAGAU
Messenger RNA from Diabrotica balteata, 355 nucleotides. NCBI's taxonomy places the organism in Eukaryota, Metazoa, Arthropoda, Insecta, Coleoptera, Chrysomelidae. The record is from the annotation of a GenBank genome assembly.